This is a messenger RNA of Lactuca sativa (garden lettuce), 1561 nucleotides long. Its product is annotated as F-box/FBD/LRR-repeat protein At4g26340. Gene Ontology annotation, molecular function: protein binding. Lineage: Eukaryota; Viridiplantae; Streptophyta; Magnoliopsida; Asterales; Asteraceae. The record is from RefSeq and is a predicted model, not a curated record.
AAAUAUAUUCCGUCGACCCGUUCUAUCACCGAGUCACCGUCUGAAAAUACCCCCAGUCGCCGUCUGCCACCACCGAGUUACCAUCUAUCGCCUCACUCGUCUUAAUGUUCGUUUCGCGUUCUUAGUCAACGUUCAGUGCGUUGUACAUUCAGAAGUGAAAAAUGAGUUUCAGGAGUAAGAAUGAAGAUAGGCUUAGCUCUUUGCCUGAAGAGGUUCUUUCACAUAUACUCUCUUUAAUGCCUACAAAAUUUGCUGUGCGAAGUUGCAUUUUAUCCAAAAGAUGGAAGCAAAUUUGGAUGAUGGUCACAGACCUUGACUUUAACGAUUUUCAAUAUAUCUCUGAUUUGGAAUGGUAUUUGAAAUUUGUGGAUCGGACAUUGGAGCUCUGCAAAAUUUCCCAAGUUAAAUUAUUCCGAUUACGAUUUGCUCGUUAUGUGAUGCCUAAGUCAAGCGUGUCAAAGUGGAUCGACAAAGCAGUUAGAUUAAACGUGUGUGAGCUUGAAGUAAAUGUUCAGCAGUUUGAUCUGCCUCUCAGCCUGUUCACUUGCAAAACUCUCACAAAACUAAAAAUAAUUGGGUCGAAUAAUGUAUGGCAAGAUUUUAUUUUUCCAUCUCUAGUCAUGCUUCCUAGUCUAAAAACCCUUGACUUCAUUGUUAAUCGUAAAGCUUCUGUCAACGCAUUCAGACUCAUCAAUGGUUGCCCAAUGCUUGAAAGUUUAUCUCUGGUAAUAAAUGAUUAUAAUGAUAAAGAAGAAGUGUACUGCAACUUCAACAUCCCUACUUUGAAGAGACUACAACUAACAACAAGUGGCUACAGAUCUAUCUACAAAGUUGUUUUGAAUGUCCCUAAUCUUGAAUACCUUGGUGUUAGUGGGGAUUUGUGUGCACUUUUUGUGAUAGAAGAUUUGUCAUCUUUGGUUGAGGCAACUGUUAGUUUUUCUCGUGGUGAAUUAAGAUUUAAUCAUUUGAAUGCUACUGAGCUUCUAAAAGGAAUAAGUGGAGCUAAAUCAAUUUCAUGGUCCAUUCCAUAUCUUGAUGUCGUAUUGCAGUCGCCUCUGCCCAAAUUUCCCAAUUUGAAGCACUUGGAAUUGAAGGGUUCUUUUGGUUCCCCAUGGUUGCUAGUCUUUCAACAUCUUGAUAGCUCUUCUCAGUUGCAGCAUUUAAGUUUUCAAGAGCCGGAAGGAUCUUGCUGGAUUGAGCCGCAGUCAGUUCCAUCUUGGAUGCUUACGAACCUUAGAACCUUGAAAAUUACAAGAUGUAAGGGGCGUAAUUGUGUUUUAAGGUUCAUAGAAUACAUGUUGGGAAAUGCGGAGGUUUUGAAGAAUCUAACAAUCACAUGUGAAAGCUUGCUCAUGAGGGAUGAAAUGCGAUUGUGUGCACGCUUGUUGACGUUUCCAAGGACUUCUAGGUUUUGUCAGAUUCAUUUUGCUGGGAAAUGGCUUAAUUCUUUACGUAACUAGUUUCAUUUAUAACACAGCAAAUACAUGCAUUGCUACGGAGGCUUUUAAACCUCUUUUUAUUCCAUUUCUCAGUUAAAAUCGGGGAUAAUUCCUUGGAGUUU